AGCAGAUGGCCCGUAUAAUAAGGCGACUAGAGCUUCGGCUCGAUCCAAAAAUUUUCCGCUUCAAGGAAACUCCCUCAUGAACAUCAGUUCCAGCUCCGAUAAUUGUUUUACUGGUGGCCGUGGCCGUCGUGGACGUGACACUUUCACAUGGGAGCAUCCGGCAACCUGCAGAGUUCUGGCACUAGAUCCCGUCUCAAUCCACUCGAUAUCUCAAAUCAUUUCAGAAGCGGUGAAUAUUCAAACGGAACCAGGACUCAGGGGAAUGAAUUGGCACAGCCUAGACGCAGUGUGAACACCCCCCAGGAUUCGUCAAUGGACUGCUUGGCCCGGGGCUCAUCUUUGAGUGCAACACAUAAUGGCGUUGAAAUGCUCAUUGAACCCGAGUUGGGGUCCACAAUUCGCCGCUCGGAUGGCACAGAAAUCGAUAGCGGGGAGGGAAAUCCACUCCAGCAUCCAAUACCUGCUCGGUUCGCGGCUGUCCUCACAGCGCAAUUCCCUCAGAUCCGUCGAAUUAUCAUCAAAACGAGCAACGACGACUCUUGCGAGCCUCUUGAUAAACUUUUUGGGAAGAUGCGUAUAGGAUCAGGCGCGCACGACCGAGACCUCUGCGGAGUUCCCGAUGAUAUGGCCGGGGUGCCGGGCGCUUGUCAGGGCUGCGAUACUUCACACUUACCCACGAGAUUUGCUGGCCCCUGAUUGGCCAAGCUUUUUUGGCACGAGCACAGCUUUGGAUGAAUGUUUGCGGGCGUUCGGACACUCUCACUUUGCCACCGAUGCACUGAAGCUUGCCAGGCAUUUCUCAUACUCCCUAGGACUUCAUUUGUGAUCCGAAUUGUCUAGAAUACCACGAACUGUCCUUGGUGCCUGUAUUCGUCUGUUGCU
Cantharellus anzutake is the source of this 882-nucleotide messenger RNA. RefSeq lists its product as uncharacterized. Lineage: Eukaryota; Fungi; Basidiomycota; Agaricomycetes; Cantharellales; Hydnaceae. The record is from RefSeq and is a predicted model, not a curated record. Bases 148 to 696 code for a protein of 182 amino acids. The transcript is spliced from 3 exons.